Halichondria panicea is the source of this 3805-nucleotide messenger RNA. RefSeq lists its product as uncharacterized. The transcript is spliced from 6 exons. Lineage: Eukaryota; Metazoa; Porifera; Demospongiae; Suberitida; Halichondriidae. Gene Ontology annotation, molecular function: ubiquitin-protein transferase activity. The record is from RefSeq and is a predicted model, not a curated record. Bases 2417 to 3202 code for a protein of 261 amino acids.
GGCGGCGCCCGACUAAUUAGGCACCUUGAUGCUUCACUGUUUUGUAGGCUGUACAUGUACAGAGACACCGCAAGUCGCCAGAAGUGCAUUCCCACCGCCUCCCUAUACUGCUGAAAAGAUUUCAAGAUGGAUCUAGACUAGUAUUUAGAUUUUUUUGACACUUUUUCAAUUUUUGUUUAACAGGAUUAUGACCUAUAUGAGCAGAGGAGGUCAGAGCACCAUUUCUCUUUAGCGUUCUCUAGCUCUUACUUGCACUGAUAAGCUUUUACAUUCUCACCUUUGACCUCAAAGGAAUUCUAUAAAGGUUUAUAAUUAUCACAUGACUGAAGGCGUCAUGAUGAUGCGUGUCCAACCUCCUCUCUCCUCAGUGUUGUUAAGGAUGGCUCAAUUAAUUAAUGGUGGAUUUCUUGUAUAUGUGAUUAUAUCUUUUGGAUGGUUACAUAUGAACUGAUGAAUAUGGGGUGCCGUUUGUGUCAAAAUGCUAAUUUUAUCCACUUAUGCAGAAGUACACUGACUUAUACACAAGUGCACCGACUUAUACACAAGUGCACCGACUUAUGCACAAGUGCACUGACUUAUACACAAGUACACUGACUUAUACACAAAUGCACUGACUUAUACUGACUUGUAUAUACAAGUACUUUCACUUAUGCACAAGUAUGCUGACUUAUACACAAGUGCUUGUGCACAAGUAUGCUGACUUAUACACAAGUAUGCUGACUUAUACACAAGUAUGCUGACUUAUACACAAGUGUACUAACUUAUGCACAAGUAUGCUGACUUAUGCACAAGUAUAUAUGCUGACUUAUGCACAAGUAUGCUGACUUAUACACAAGUAUGCUGACUUAUGCACAAGUAUGCUGACUUAUACACAUGCACAAGUACACUGACUUAUACACAAGUACACUGACUUAUGCACAAGUACACUGACUUAUACACAAGUACACUGACUUAUACCUAUUAGUAUGCUGACUUAUGCACAAGUAUAUGCUGAAUUAUUUAACCUUUAACCUUUAACCCCUUAAUUUGCACAUGGUUAAGGUUGUUCUAGCUAGCUAGACUCUGAAUAACUACCGUACUUAUUCGAUUUACUUUUAAAUAAUUACGAAGCCAGAGGUCGUUUCUUUUGGAGGGUGAAAAAUUAUGUUGAAGUCCUGGUGUCGCAUAUUUAGAGGGUCGCAUCUAAUUGGAGGUUAUUCUACUGUCCUCGAUUAUAGGCCGCUUAAAUUACAUUGUUUCUUGCGAUUGUUUCUUGCGGCCUGGAAUCGAGGCUGCGGUUUGACCUCUAUUUAGGACGCGACAUAAAAAAAUAAUUGUGAAUGCUGCAGUCGCUAUUUUUAGAGGUCAGAAAAUUGGAAAAGAUCGAGGGUGUCGCAUAUUUGGAGGGUCGCUUUAAGUACGGUAGACUAGACUCGAUCGACUAGAGACAUCAUGGCAGAAUCUUCAGCGGUUAAUGUGCAAGUAUUGUCAAACGCUUUAAGCCUGUUUACUAAUGCAAUUCAAGCUGCUACAACUCCUAACAGAGCUUCUGCAGAGUCAAGGCAGACAAUUGGUGGUCCGCAUGUAAUUGUUAAUACUUCUCCUGCUACUUCUGUGUAAGUGUGACUAAUACUUUGGCACAAAAUGUUACUUGUUAAGUGUUUAACCCAUGUAGUCUAUUUACCGUAAUUGUAAGUGAAGAUGUGCAUUAAUUAAAUUAUUUUUUCUUGACAGAAAUGCGAAGCACUUAUUACCUUCAUAUUUGAAGAGAAAAGGUACCAUUGGAGCAAAAGGAAAGAAGGCUAAGAAGGCUAAGGCUGUGAGCUCCUGGGAUCGUGAUAUUGUGUGCUUGCCCAAACAAACUAAAGGUGGUGAAAUACUGAAUGUUAUCCCGUACCCUCGUAAUCGAUAUCGUGCUGAGCCCGGAGCAGGGGGAUUAAUUGGAAAAGUGCAUAUCACUUCAGAAAUGACUGUGGAAGAUGUACAAAAAGAGGUUCGAUCCGUGUUCAAAGAACCAAUGAAAUUUAUUUACCUGCAACCAACUGGAGGAGGCAAUAGAUCCCUUACGGUUCCUGUGUUGUCAACCUCUUAUGAAUGGACGCCUCAGCAAGUGGCCAAGUUAUCGAAUGCCAAGGGUUCCUGGCAAUUGAUGACUUAGAUUGAUGACUUAGAUCUCCCUGACUUCGAUCUCCCUGAUGUUGAUGCCUCAUGUGAUUAGAGAAAAAAAGCAAAAAAUGUUCAAAACAAAUGACAAUGAAGGGGUACCUUCUAAACCCUUACCUAAACGUGAGUACAUGGAUCACGUCCGCUUGUAAUUACUAGGCUUGCAUGACAGCUUCUCAUACAGGAUCUACACAUAUUGACAGUCAGUGUGAGCGGAAAUCUUCUGGGGAGUGUAGUUACAGGAAUUAUCUCGACAUUAUCGACCUAACUGGAGAUGGAAAUGAGCAUGUUGCUGACUCUGAUAGCGAUAUGGAUUACAUGCUACUACCCCAAAUCUGUGCCUAGUAACAUCAACAGAAAAAUUUCUGACUAUGUCGAAAUAAAGCAUAUUUUAAUACAACAUCAACGUAAAGUAAUUGUGGCGGAAGAUGAAGAAGAUUUUCAGCGGAUAAACAUUCGUAGACGUCAUGUAUUUAGUUAUACGUUGCGUGCCUUCUCAAAACCCUCGUUCAAUGUUGGAAAACUUUUAAAGGUCAAGUUUAUUGGAGAAGUUGCUACAGUUGAUGAUGGUGGCCCUCGACGAGAAUUUUUCUCUUUGCUGAUGAAAGAUAUUUUUUUGGAGUCCGGUCUUUUUUCGGGGUGGCCAUCCAAUGUUGUUGUACUCCACAAUAUUCAAGCUCUCUCAAAAAAUCAUUAUUACUGUGUUGGAAAAAUGCUGUCCGUAUGUAUCAUUCAAGGUGGCCUAUCACCUUCAUGCUUCUGUGUUGCAAUUGCCGAUUUCUUGGUACACGGAAGUGUGCGUGUGCCUGCUGCAAUCAAUGACAUCCCUGAUCAUGAUGUUCAACAAUUGCUGUUUAAGGUUCAGGAAGCAGCAACGAAUGAGGAUCUGAAGGUAUUGCUUUCUCGUCCAGAUUACCAAUUUAUCUAUGAUUGUGGAUAUUCUAAACCUGCCGAUUCGCAUACUAUGAAAGACCGUGAUGACCUAAUCCGAUCUGUCUGGCUUUACUAUAUCUUCUUUCAUCCCCAUGCUGCUCUUGAGCAGCUGAGAGUUGGUUUUUAAUGACACACUUCAGAUGGAAUUGGUCACUACCUGUUAUGCUGAGAAAGUUCAUAGUAUUCUGGUUACAUCAGAUGCAUUCAACCCGACUGAAACAGACCUAAUUGAUGACGUGGUCAUUAAGUAUUCCGCUAGUGGCAGCAAUGACAGAAGGAAAGAGGAAGACAUCAUUCUUUUCUGGACUGAAUUUAUCACGUCUUGUGGAAUUGAAGAGUCCAACAUUUCUUUGUCUGAAGUUCUACAGUUCAUCACUGGAUCCCAGAAGAUUCCGGCUACAGGAUUACUAUUGAUUUCACCUCAAUUGAUCAGCUACCAGUUGCUCGCACUUGUACCUGUUGUCUAAUAGUAUCGAGAUCCUGGGCAGUUAUGGCUCCAGAAGAUUUUUGUAAGAAGAUGGAAAUGUGUAUGUUAAACUCUAGUGGCUUUCAGAACAUAUAACUUGAUUACCAUUAGUUUUGUGUGCAUGCAAUUGAGAUACAAAUGUGUUAAAUGACGUCAUUAAACUACCACACAAAAUUAUUCACAAAUUGUGCAACCUUGUUGGAGAUGAGUUCCAAUUGUCCUAACUACAGAUUUGUAUAUAUCUUUGCCAAAAUCACUUGAAUC